AGUUACCUAUUACUUUCAACUUUCACUUCCUUCAUUUGCCUUUCAAGAAACACUUGAAAAGCCCAGCAAACUUUUUAAAAGUUCCCAUUUUCCAGUCAUCAAGCCCACUGCCAGAACUCUGCAGAACUGAGGCAAUUAAGACCAUGGAGGAUGACCAUAUUCUUCUCCCACCAUCUCGACCACAAGCAAGAAGUUCUUGCAGCCGUGGGACUGCCUACACUGUCUUUUCUCUCCUGGGGGCCUUGCUCCUCGCUGGCCAGGCUGUGACUGUCUACUUUGUGUAUCAACAUGACAACCAGAUCAACAAACUGACCAAGAACACCCAGCAACUGAAACUGGACUCCCUGAUUGGCAGCAUCUCUAAAAAUGUCCGGUCAGGUCCAAAGAUGGCAAUAGCUAAUGUGAUGCCUUUGGCCCUGAAUGAACCAGAGUUUUUGCUGAUGGAAAACAAGCUGACUAACAGCACUGAGGAUCAAGUCAAACGUCUGCUCUUGCGAGAAAACCCAACCAGAACUUUUCCUGAAUUAAAAAGCAACUUCCUGGAAAAUAUGGGGCAACUGAAGAUCCACAUGGCUUACAACGACUGGAAAGAGUUUGAAACCUGGAUGCACAAGUGGCUGAUCUUCCAAAUGGCCCAAAAACAGGAUACAGAAGGGAAAACCAAGUGUCAGAAGGAAGAGUGUGUUAAGGGUGUCCAUCCAGGAAGAUUCUGUGCCCAUUGUGAUGAAAAGGGGAACUAUCUGCCUAUGCAGUGCCUUCCCAGCAGUGGCUAUUGCUGGUGUGUCUACAAUAAUGGCACAAAGAUUGAGGGCUCUUCAAUCCUUGGACGUCCAGACUGUGAUGGAAUAGCUGGUCCCACUGAACCAGUCCGCCCUACUCACCACAGCCCUGAAACAAAAAACCCCCAAGGAGGCAUUUUGGAUCCUGAGAAUGUGACCUAUUCUGGAGAUCAAAACUGAUGGCUCUCUUCAGAAAAUAUGAAACAAGGAGGCCAGCUCAUCAGCCUAAGAAAGCCAAAUUACCUUCAGCUUGUUUCACUUUUGCUCUGCUUGGAUGUUGUAUUUCCUGAAUUACAGUAGUAGCAACCGCUUUUAGAUUUAUCAGUUUAAGAAUUAUCCUUAAAUGGAAAGGAGGUAAGGGUGAAAAGUAGCUUAAUUAUUACCGAGUGCAGUGCUGAGUGGAGAAUUAUUCUUUUAGAAAAGUGACUUAUGCUUAUCCAAGACUUUAACACACGAGCAAGAAAUUUAGAUGUUUCCCUGUAUAAUCAUGUUCCCCCCCACCAGAUUUUAAUGGUUAAUUGGUUGAGAAGUUCAUUCGCUGCAAAUAUUUCAUCAUCAAUCCUGUCCCAUAGUUCCAUUUGCCAUCAAAUAGGAAUUUAAAACAUGGCAAAGAUGACAUUUCUCUCAAAUGCUUUCUUUGCAAGUUUUAUUUCCCUCAGAUUGCCUCUCCUGAUUUUACAAAGCCCACCUAUUCAUAUCAUUUAUUUACCAUUUAUAUGAUUAGAACAAAACCACUAAAAGAACUUUCCUGAACAGAUCCCCUCCAGAUGCACAUUGAGAUGACCAAGGUCAGAACCCUGGGCCAGCAUGUAGGACAAUGUUUCUUAACCUUGGCAAUCUAAGAUGGUUGGGGUCAACUGAGCCAAUGAAUUGAAGUCCGCACAUCUUAAGAAUUGCUAAGGUUGAGAAACCCUGCUCUAGGGAUUUUGAAGGUUGCAGUUACACAAUACAUUUGAUAGAUGCUAGGAUGGGGAAUAUGCUUUACACGGAAGGAGACAUCCUUACUCCAGAAAGGCCAACCUUUCUAACUGGGUGGCAUAGGUAGCUUAUUUUCCCCCCAAGAAAAGCUUAGUAGGGUAUUAAACUUUGAUGUGUAUGCAUGCCUUCUUUAGUAGUAUCUUUAACAUAAGAAUCUUUAGAAUUGUUAUUGAGCAAGUUAGAUAAGCAGAGAAGUUUUUAAAACACUUCUAAUUGAUAGGCUCUCAAGUUUAUACACCAAUCCUUGUCUAUGUUCUGUUAAUGAUAUGCACCGAGUAUAUAAUCACUGAUAACAAACUAAGAUGAUUUUAAUGAUAAGCUUCUGCAAAAUAAAAAAGUAACCAACUAAUGAAGCACUCUUCUGCUGAAGUGGAUGAUUGACCCUUUCAUAUUCUAGCAACGCACAGGCUGCCUGAAUAUCCUCUCCUUUUGAAAAACUGCAGUUGCGGAAAGAAGAUGCUGCGGUAUUUUGCUCAGGAAUUGCUAAUGAUGCUAUUAUUCCUGACAUGCUCAUUUGCCUGUGCAAUCAGAAGGCAAGUGUGAUGGGGAUGCUGCCUUUCUUUUGGGCCGCUGCAGACUUCAGAGAAGGGGAUCUAUAUAAAGAAUGGCUUACACAGAACAGCCCAUGCAUGACCUUCAGAAGCAAGUUGCAACCAUUUUAAUGGGCUUCCUUCCGUAGUAACAGUGCAAAGGAUUGAGGCCGUGGUUAAAUUCUUAGAGAAAGUGAACCUUGCCAGUCACCCGUUUUGCUGACAUCCACACUAGGUUGACCGCCACAAGGUGCAAUGUAUAGAGAUGGGUUUAAUAUACUUUGGUCAGAUCCAGUGGAUGCAACAUGCCACUACAUAGUUAUGCAGGUGUGGAUGGAGUAAUUGAAGGAUCAAAACAAACACUUGGCUUACUUAAAAAUACUUACGUGAAGAACCUGUUCCAAACACAAGUUUCCCCUUUUGUAUUAUUGUUUUCAUAUUUUGUAACAACAUACAGUACUGCCUCUGGUAGCCUAAUACAUUAAACCAGCUGUCCCCAA
Protobothrops mucrosquamatus (brown spotted pit viper) is the source of this 2787-nucleotide messenger RNA. RefSeq names its product CD74 molecule (gene CD74). Gene Ontology annotation, molecular function: MHC class II protein binding; macrophage migration inhibitory factor binding; cytokine receptor activity. NCBI's taxonomy places the organism in Eukaryota, Metazoa, Chordata, Lepidosauria, Squamata, Viperidae. The transcript has 10 exons. Bases 144 to 959 code for a protein of 271 amino acids. Gene Ontology annotation, biological process: intracellular protein transport; protein trimerization; positive regulation of ERK1 and ERK2 cascade. The record is from RefSeq and is a predicted model, not a curated record. Gene Ontology annotation, cellular component: cytoplasm; cell surface; membrane.